Siniperca chuatsi (mandarin fish) is the source of this 4613-nucleotide messenger RNA. RefSeq names its product SAM pointed domain-containing Ets transcription factor-like. Gene Ontology annotation, biological process: cell differentiation; regulation of transcription by RNA polymerase II. Gene Ontology annotation, cellular component: nucleus. Gene Ontology annotation, molecular function: sequence-specific DNA binding; DNA-binding transcription factor activity, RNA polymerase II-specific. The record is from RefSeq and is a predicted model, not a curated record. The transcript is spliced from 6 exons. The coding region runs from base 1669 to 2643 and encodes 324 amino acids. NCBI's taxonomy places the organism in Eukaryota, Metazoa, Chordata, Actinopteri, Centrarchiformes, Sinipercidae.
CAACGGCUCUGUCCAGCAGCAGUCUGCAGAACCAAACUGCCUGAGGGAGCAACAAUCACUUGACAUUUGCUCAGGUUGAAUGUUGGAUGUUUUACAGCAAGGCACAAGAGAAAUAUGCAGUAAACGCAAGAUUAACUGCUGAAUGACUCUCUGUAAAGGUCCAACUGACUAAAAAGCUCCAGUAAGUAGAUGAAGUUCUUGUUUUUCAAGCAGUAGCACCUUACGGCAGAACUCUGACUCAUUUUUAACUUCAUCAACGCAAGCUAAACGGACAGGCUGUGAGCACCUUCAACCGCUAAAGCUGUAAUUCUACAAUUUUUAAGAAGGUUUUAAAGAUGAUUUAUGUGGGUGGAUACGCAGGCAGCAGCUCUUUAGAAUAUUUCGACACAACCGCACAAACAUUACUGUUUAGUUUAAGCAAACAUUUACACACUUGCUUUCUCUUUCCCUCUCUCUUACUCUGGUACUUGCUCUGUGUAUGAGUUAUUCAACUUUUCCAGUAAUAGUUUUCAACCUUUCAAAACAACUCUAACCAUUAUCUUCCUGUGGAUGAUUUAUUGGUGUUUCAUGGAUGUUACGACAAAUGCUCUAGAGCCCAUGUAUCCUUACAUAACCAGCCUUUCUGGCGUCAUGUGAGUUCAAGCUGAAAUCAGAUAUUAAUUAUCCAUACACAAGAUCCUCUCUCUUUAAACAGGAUAUCCACCUGUCUUUCGGUUAACAUGAUGACAAAAGUUAGCCUCUAUAUGUCAUUUCCCAUCUAAUCAUCUCAGUCCCACAGAUGUAGUCCCCAAUAGGCCCAGUGGGGACUGAUUAAUAAAGAUGUUUGGGACCAUUUCUUCACCAUGGAAAUUCACUUUAAUUUUCAUCAAGCAUGACUUCAAAGGAAAGCAGCUUCCAUAUGCAAACAGUGUGCUAAUCCAGUGGAGCACCUUGACAGUGAGUAUUAGUCAAGUGUAACACGUGUCAUGAUAAAGUGUGAUUGAACGUUUUCUGCUGUGAGUUUCCUACUCCUGGACCCGAGCUGUAGAUUUAUUCCAAAAUACACAUGAAUUAUUCCUCAACCUCUCACAAAGAAUGGUGAACUUUGGCACAGUUACCUUAGUGGAUCAGAUUAGAUUAGAUACAAUUAGAUUUCACUUAUGCUAUGGCUUCAGUAGGUUUGCGGUUUGAAGUUUGAAGAAUAUCAUCCUUAAAACUGCCAUUCUUGCCCUCACAGCUUCUCCCCAGGCUGUUAAGACUCACCAGGUUUGUUUACUUAAGGAACUCUCCACUGACUAUUGCCCCAAGUCAUUAUUAUUUAGGCACUUCCUCCCUCAUUGGGACACACCCUUUCUUUCAGAAUUGAUAUAUCACGAAGGCACUGUGUCCCAAAUAAGUCAGACUCUUGCUGCUUGGACCAAACAAGGUGUUGCAAACAGUGGUUGGAGUGGACCGAAGUGAUCCAGCUCUGAGUGCUGGGUAGGAGACAAAGACUACAUACAGCACAUCCUCACCUGAGGGCAAUCGAGUUACGGUCUCCACAGGACCUUGAUAUUUGUCCACACUUAAACUAAGACAGAGGAACAGCUCAGGAGGAGAGGCAGACAGAGCUGAGAAGACACCUCAGCAUUGGAAACUCUACUGAAUCCACUUUUGUCAAACACUGACAAGUGUAAAACAAACCUGAGCAUGGGGAGUCCAGGCUGUGAACACAUGGGCUGCACGGCACACCUGCCUCUCUACAUCAGCCACUCCCAAACUGACACCAGGAUGGCCUGGCUGGACGAGGCAGAGGACAUCAAACCGCCUCGCAGCAUGUUGGGGCUGCCUGAGCUCAGCUGGCCGGGGGUCUACCUCCCCUGCUAUGACAGAUUAACUAUAGAUGAGAACCCCUUGGUGCUGAGGAUGACAGAGGCCGAAGCUCCUGCCGCUCCUCCCUACAGGACUCUGGAGCUGAGUCCAGCCAAGAUCAGCCAAGCCCAGGAUCCCCCCUCUGAGAUGGAGGGUCAGGUGGAGGAGCGGUGUCUGGAGCAGGUCCAGACCAUGGUGGUGGGAGAAGUGCUGAAGGAUGUUGACACGGCUUGCAAAUUGCUCAACAUUGCACCAGACCCCUUGGAUUGGAGCUCAGUGCACCUUCAGAAGUGGCUACUCUGGACCGAGCACCUGUACAGGCUGCCACAGGUCAGCACGAUGUUUCAGGAGCUGACCGGGAGGGAUCUGUGUUCCAUGACAGAAGCAGACUUCAGACAACGCUCCUCGCAGUUCGGAGACAUGCUGUAUGCUCAUCUGGAUAUCUGGAGAUCUGCUGCAUCAAUGAAGGAGCGCUGCCCACCAGAAGACAGCAAAUCUGCUGAUGAUGAUUCCUGGUCAGAUGAGAUGUGUAACUUCCCCAGCCAGCCCAUCCACCUGUGGCAGUUCCUCCGAGAGCUGCUCCUCAAGCCUCAUUACUACAGCCGCUGCAUCCGCUGGCUUAACCAAGAGAAAGGAAUUUUCAAAAUAGAAGACUCCGCUCACGUGGCCAGGCUAUGGGGCAUCAGGAAGAACCGCCCGGCUAUGAACUAUGACAAACUGAGUCGCUCUAUACGUCAGUACUACAAGAAAGGUAUAAUUCGAAAGCCUGAUGUAUCACGCAGACUGGUCUACCAGUUUGUCAACCCUGUAUGAUGAAGAGGAUUGGCUGAUCUGAAGAGAAUGAGCUGAGGAGGAACCAAAGAUAUGCUGGACAUACAGUAGAAGUAACAUGAACUCUGAAGCUCGUUCACUCAUUGUAUUUGAUGUUUGAUUUAAAUUGUAAAGACUGCCUAGUGAACUAUGCACUCCUGCCUAUCAUAAUAUCAAUCUACUUUAUUAUUCUUAACACUCGAUUUUAUUUUAUUUGUAUUUUAUUUGUUGUCUUUAGCACUCUUGCUUGAAAUACAUUUUUUUGGUGUGAUGUUUGGUUUCUCAAAAGGAAACAUAUUUCGUCUUCUAACAAUGGAAACAUUUAAAAGAAAUAAGAAAUUUGAAACAUUUGCUUUUUUGCCGAGAGUUAGAUAUAGUUAUAAAAUAGAUACCACUCUCAUAUCUGUACGAUAAAUAUGCAGCUGAAGCCAGCAGUCGGUUAGCUUAGCUUAGCAUAAAGACUGGAAACAGCUACCUUGGCUCUGUAUAUAUUUACCAUACAAACAUGUGAGUGGUGUCAGUGUUCUCAUCUAACUCUCGGCAAGAAAGCAAAUAUGCAUUAUUUCUUCAAAUUUUAAACUAUUCCUAAAAAUUUUCUUUUUUAACAAUGACACUUCUUGUCAUUCCCAUUCAAGUGUCGAGAAUAUUUAGAAGUUGCAGAGCAAUGCCAAAGUAAGUUAAUAUUUAUUUUAAACCUGUCUUGAUGGAUAAUCCUUUUUACAUUUCUGUCUUUGGGUUUAUGUACAGGAUCGACAAUGAAGCAAUAAAUUACGAAUGUUGUCUCCUUUAGAAGUAGAAACAAGGAAUAGUAUAAUAAAUCACUCAAAAUCACAUGUGCAGUCCAAACAAAAAACACACGGACACUCAUUAUUUUUUUCAACAAACUUGUUUCCCUUUCAAACCAAUAUCGCAAUAUUGACACCAUCACAACAAAUUUGAGUCUGGUUUUUCAUCACUAUCAUCAUUAUUAUCUGUGAUCAUAAUCAUCUUUAUGCAUAUUUAAAUGAACUUCUUGUUACAUCAAGAUGAACAGGCACUACACCAGUUAGGAGAUAAAAGUACAUCACUAACUAUGAACAUACAUCUUCUAGACCGCUAAUAUAGGGUUUAAACAACAUGAGCUGCUGUCCCCUGUGUGCAUAAGGAAGAGAUCAUCAACAUAAAAAAAGCAUUUACAUGUACACCUUUUUACUGCCUCAACAUGGUUAGGUCUCAUUUUCAACUCAACACAGUUGUACAGUUACAAUAGAAUAUAAUCUUUAAAUUACAUCAUCAUAUACAAAUCUGACAGCGUGGGAUAACAUCACGCUUGUAUGAUACACUGACAAUUCCAUUGCAAUGAAAUUCAUACGAUAUGGUACCUAUUUAAUAUGUUUUCCAUUGCUGUUAUUUUAAUGAAACACAUUUACAUGUAUAACACUACAUUUUGUCUUAAUAGUCAAUCACUUGCAUUUUUUUUUAAACAUUUUUUUCUGUUACAUUUACACAACUCAUACACACUGGAUGAUGAAGAUGUUUUCCCCCAAAAUAUUAACCUGGUAAUGUGGAUUAUGUGUUUGAACUUGCAUGUAUUGUGUAUAUCGUGUAUUAAAUGGAUGUGUGUUUGUAUGUGUGUGUGUGUGUGUGUGAGUGUGUGUGCAUACGCGCAUCAAGAAUGUGGGACAGAUGAUAGGAGUCCUUUUUGCUAUGCUGGACAGCUUUACUCUAAGACACAACUUGUGAGCUGGUGAUGUGUUUCUCCUCAUGUGUGAGACCCAAACCUGUCAAAUCCUGUUCCAGACACAGAGCUAAACACAUCUGACUGCUGUUGGUCCAGUGAAAUUUUAAAACUUCAGGACGACUAAGUUAUAAAAAAGCAUCUCUCCCAUCUAAUCAGAGAUUUAGGUGCAACUCGUAGCGAGAUAACUCACUAAUCAACAUCUGAUAAAUGCAAUUCCUGCUAUAAAUUUAAUUUCUAUGGAGCAAGUUAAAAA